AUGGUUGCCCCAGCAAUUUUCUAUCGGUCGCAGCUAGGGGACUUCGGGAGGAUUGACGGACUUCGGUACAACGUCUAUCUGCAGCCGCUCUUUCUGGGUGAUUGCCUGCUGCUCACACAUGACCGGUCUAUCUUGUCACUUCCGCAUAAGAAUGUCCAAUUUAGUCAUGUACUUGUUGACAGUUUGGCUGGUGGCUUCGACCUCCGACCAGUGACAGUAGACGGCGAUGAAGUGGAAGUGGUUGAUGAAUUCGUGUACUUGGGAUCUCUGAUCACCGCCGACAACAAUACCACGAAAGAGAUCCAACGACGCAUUCAAGCUGGAAAUCGUGCAUACUUUGCGCUCCGCAAGACGCUUUGGUCAAGGAGAAUAUGGCGUCGCACAAAGCUAACGGUGUACAAAACCUUAAUAAGACCAGUGGUCCUUUAUGGACUCGAGACUGUGACGCUGCUCACGGAGGACAUACGCGCUCUGGCCGUCUUUGAGCGGAAAGUGCUGCGGACUAUUUUUGGUGGAGUACAAACGGAGAGCGGAGAGUGGCGCAGACGUAUGAACCACGAGCUACAGGCACUAAUUGGAGAGAUUCCCAUUGUACAGCUGGCGAAAGUCGGGAGGUUACGGUGGGCCGCACAUGUCGCGAGGAUGCCAGACGACAGUGCAGUGAAAUCCGAUCUCUUCAAUGACCCCGCCGGCACCAGAAAUAGAGGGGCUCAACGUGCCAGGUGGUUCGACCAGAUCGAACCGACUUGCGAGUGA
This is a messenger RNA of Toxorhynchites rutilus septentrionalis, 756 nucleotides long. RefSeq lists its product as uncharacterized. The transcript has a single exon. The coding region runs from base 1 to 756 and encodes 251 amino acids. NCBI's taxonomy places the organism in Eukaryota, Metazoa, Arthropoda, Insecta, Diptera, Culicidae. The record is from RefSeq and is a predicted model, not a curated record.